AGCUUAAGUACCGUUUUUCAAAUGCAAACCAAAUCCAAGAUAAUAUUUAAAAAUUUUCUUCGUGAACUAUCUGUGCCUUUGCAAAUCUGUAAAAGAAACUUUUGCAACAGCUAUUUAGCUACCUCAGGGACGUCCCUGGCUACCUAUACAAGAUGAGUGAGUCACACAAUGUAGUCUCAAAAACGUCKCCGAAUUUGCAAGAAUCAACCACUUCGUCAAAUGAAGUUUUCACAAAUGAUAGCGAAAGAAGCGACGACGUCAAGAUUAACGGCUAUCGCAACAUUCUAGGUUCAGAUGACUUUGAAGUAGUUUCAACAAGAAUGCCAGUCGUACAAGAAACACGCUACAAUCACCGUGAGUUCACCAGACGUGAGGUUUUGAAGGCAAAGUUGAAGUACCAUUACAUGAACCCCUGGCAAAAGUACAAGGYCAAGCGACGAAAGCCUUGGAAGUUAUUCAUUCAAAUAUUCAAAAUCAUAAUUGUUACCGUUCAGGUUGUUGUUUUUGGUACAGAUCGAUUCUCRAUUGUCUCCUUUCUUGAGGAAAACAGUCAAGCUUURGAAUAUUUAUUUCUGAACGAUUAUCCAGCUAACUCUUUGCAACCCAACAAGGUUAUCUACACAAGAGAUGAAGCCUUGCAAUUCUUGCACUAUGCACACCAACAGGUUCAAUUUUAUCCAUUUGUCUUUCAUUUUAAAUUAGGUUGUAUUGAUCUUCCCAAACCUAAAAAUGGAGAGCACAUUAUAUCAAACACAUCUUUUCAGUUUGGCAGUUUGGUGAGCUUAGAACUUAUCCUUACCUUGAAUGCUAUCAACUUAAAAGGCGUCAGAUCUUGGGACAAACCCUCAUGUUAUGCCCUGGAUGUCAAAAUACUGUUUGACAACUCUAAGCUUGAUGGUCAAAUGCCCCUUUCAUUGACGAGUCAACAUCGGUGGUUGAAGUGCAAAAAGAGAGCUGAAAUUAACUCACCUGAGAAAGAUUUGGGUCGUUUGAUUCUUGUUGGAUUGUUGGUCUUUGAUGCAAUUGUCAUCUUCAUAUGUCUUCUGUCUCUCAUCUUAUGUUUGCGAUCAUUGGCAAAAUCAUUUCAUCUUGCAAAGGAAGCCAGGACAUAUUUCAAAGACUUUACGAAUGAUCCUCUAACCCUGUCAGAGGCAGCGGAGCUGUUUAACCURUGGUUUAUUGUCAUCAUCAUAUCUGAUUUUCUUGCUAUAUUGGGUUCUAUUUAUAAAAUUGCAAUAGAGCAGAAGGAUCGAGAAUACUUCGAUAUAUGUAGCCUACUGCUUGGAAUUGCUGUAUUACUGGUUUGGUGUGGUCUGCUGAGGUUUCUGCAGUAUUCUCCCAAAUACAAUGCWUUGUUGCUGACUGUUAAAGCAUCAGGACCCAGUGUUCUGCGUUUUAUGGCUUGCAGCGGGAUUUUGUUCAUGGGAUUUACUCUUUGUGGCUGGCUUGUACUGGGACCUCAUCAUUCAAAGUUUCGUGACACCACUAUUACGGCUGAGUGCCURUAUUCACUUAUCAAUGGUGAUGAUAUGUUUAAUACUUAUGCGCUGCUUACCGAGAAGAGUGGUUAUGCAAUCUGGGUCUACAGUAAAGCUUAUUUGUAUAUCUUCAUAUCCCUCUUUAUCUACGUGGUACUUAGUUUGUUUAUCGGUAUCAUAGCAGAUACAUACGAGCGACUAAAGGAUAUGCAGGGAUAUCUACCGUCAACACGACUUAGCCGUUUUGUCGAGGAAUCGAAAGACAGCCAUGAACAUCGUACUAGAUGUGUCACUGCACCUGCAACAUGUCGCAGAACGGAGUCCAAUACAACAUCUGAUACAGCAAUACGUCAUUUAUCCAUGGACUCCACUGGUGCUGAGUAAUCCCAGUCCCUAGUCCCCGCCCCCCCUCCCCAACCCAAUGAAUUUACAGAUAAAUAUUAAUCGAAAAAAUUAAUGUAUAAAAACUUAAAAUUGAAAAAUUUAUAUAAAAAUAUAUGAUCAGUCUAUGCAGCACUGUGAAAUUUAUUGAAGAACCAGCGUCGUUUCCCCUUUUUCUGACCCUCCAAAAGAAUGGUCGGCUCAAAUAACAUCAAAGAAAAAAUUAUUUUUCCGAAUGUAUUUUCAAGGCUUUUUCACCCGGAAUAGCCUUGUUAUAUAUAGAUUUCUUCAUGGAAAGUGCUGACGUACCAAAUUGAGAAAAUCCCGUACAAAAGCACUUUCCAUGAUGAAGUUUGUUUAUUAUAUACAUACUGAGAUUUAUAGCGACUUUUGUGCAUUUUCAACCUCGUUCCCAGGGCCAUCUCGCCCGACUCCUUUUCAAGAUGGCGGACGUCGGGGAGAUGACCCUGGCGUU
Molecule: messenger RNA, 2334 nt
Organism: Exaiptasia diaphana
Lineage: Eukaryota; Metazoa; Cnidaria; Anthozoa; Actiniaria; Aiptasiidae
Product: mucolipin-3
Exons: 12
Coding region: 153-1862 (569 amino acids)
Biological process (GO): monoatomic ion transport; transmembrane transport
Cellular component (GO): lysosomal membrane; plasma membrane
Molecular function (GO): NAADP-sensitive calcium-release channel activity
Source: RefSeq, a predicted model, not a curated record